ACUAUCACUGUUUAUUUCUAACCUAUUUUUUUUAAGUGCAACAAUUUGAAAUCCUCAUUCUAACGAUUAAUGUCAUACUUAGGACAGCUGUCAGUUCAAAUAACUUAGUUUUAUGGAAUGUAAUUAUAACAUCAGGUACUAAAAAGCAUGUUUUGAUCAGCUUCUUCUGGAAUGUUCUGAGUCUCUAACCAAGAAAAAUGGCAAAAUCUGUUUUUUCCCAAUCUGUCGUAACCCCAGACAGUUCCGAUGACGAGAGUGCAGAAUCAGACAUGGACAAGUCAGAUUUGUCCGGAGCAGUCUGUGUACUACCCAGACAACCUAGAGCAUCUACACGAGUCAGUAUUUUAAUCGAGUCUUUAGUCAGGAGCAUUUGUUCCAUUUAUGAGACCGACCCGCAAGAGGCUAAUAAACUGUACAAAAAGAUAUGUGAUAAACUCUUCACUAUGAAUAUGAUUGAUGAAAGUUUUAAGAUGGAUGAAUUUGAGGGAAUUAGGAGUCAAUUCCAAACUGGAUUUAUCCAUUUGAUUACUUCCAACAUGAAUAACAAACACUUGAGUUUAAAACCAAUCAGACACAACAUGAGAGAUUCACAUUAUCACAGGGAAUUUGAGGAGAUUCAAUACAUUGCAGGAGGUGGUUUUGGCCAAGUAUAUCUUGUUAGACAUAAGUUGGAUGGUACUGAAUAUGCCAUGAAAAAGAUUCCAAUUAGAUCUGAAGGCAUAGAGUCUGUGAAAAGUUAUCUGUCUGAGGUUAAGACUUUUGCUAGCUUAAAUCACUCAAAUAUAGUACAGUACAAAGCAGCCUGGUUGGAAGUAGGAGAUCCUACUUAUAAAGCCAUUUGCAGUAAUGGAGAUGUAAACACUUCAACAGCAAAGACCUCAAGGAAGCUUAGUCAAAUUGAGGAUGAAUAUGUGUUUUCCAAAGAAAUGGACGAGUUUUCCGAUAAACGUUCUGAAGACACUGACUUUGAAAUUGAUUUUGAACAUAGUAUUACUAAUGUAAGUAAAGGUAGCAUACCUAAAACUAAAUCAAAUUUAAUUAAAAACACCAAAUCCAAAAGUGCAUCAGACUUGAAUGCUCUAUGCAAAGUUAAUUAUAAUGAGAUAGAGCAAAUAAGAGUACAACGAAAAGUAAGAUGGGCCACUUUGUAUAUUCAAAUGUCAUUAUGUCAAUUAACAUUGAAACAGUGGCUUGAUAAAAGAAAUGCACUGGAACUGAAUCAGAGUAAGGCAAUUGUAACCAUUAAUCCAGAUGUUAUAAGAAAAAAGUGUAUCUAUGAAAUUUUAAUACAACUUGUAAGAGGAAUCCAAUACAUUCAUUCCAAAGGAAUUGUGCAUCAUGACAUAAAACCUAGUAAUAUAUUUGUGCAACGAGACAAUGACAAUGUUUUGGUGCAACUGGGAGAUUUUGGAUUGGCUUGCCCCCUUCAAAGCGCCAGACAUAGUCUUGCAUUCGGCACUAAAUUAUAUGCUGCCCCAGAACAACUCGCUGGAAAAUGCGAAUCGAAAAGUGAUCUCUACUCGCUGGGUAUAGUUUUGUUCGAAUUAAUACAAUGUUUUAACACAGACAUGGAGAGAGUGGAAAACAUUACUAAACUAAGAAAUGGCGUUUUUCCUGAAGACUUGCAGAAGCGACAGACUGAAUUCGUUGAAAUGAUUGUACAACUCACCUGUAAAAAAUAUGAAGAGAGGCCAGACACCACUACUAUUUUAAAACAGAUAGAAAAGUCAAAUGAAUCUCAACAGAUAGAAAAGCUGAAGCAGGUGAUAGCUGAGAAAGAUGAAGAAAUUUCACACUUAAAAGAAUUACUCAAAUCAUAUGGCGCAAAAGGAAUCUAACAAAUAACUAUCACAUAGAAUAAAUUUUUAAGACUGAAAUGUGGCUAAUAUUAAUUCAGAUAGCCUCGACAUUUUAGUAAGAAAUAAUUUUUACAAAGUGAUAUUUCUUGUAAAAAUUAAAGUGAUAUUUUAAUUUAUACGAUAUUGUGUCUCGUCUGUUUACAUUAUUACAUUAAAGACGUGAAAGUUGUUAUUAUAUUUUAUAAUAAACACUUUAAAAAAUA
Molecule: messenger RNA, 2062 nt
Organism: Aethina tumida (small hive beetle)
Lineage: Eukaryota; Metazoa; Arthropoda; Insecta; Coleoptera; Nitidulidae
Product: eukaryotic translation initiation factor 2-alpha kinase 3
Exons: 2
Coding region: 198-1838 (546 amino acids)
Biological process (GO): protein phosphorylation
Molecular function (GO): ATP binding; protein kinase activity
Source: RefSeq, a predicted model, not a curated record